GUAUAUAACCUGGACAACGAUAGUGGAAAAAGUCACUUUUCUGGCAACGACUGCAGAGCCAUGAGCCGAAUUAGUGUCUUACAUUGUGUGGUGUUGCUUUCGGUUCUGUUAUGUAUUGAUCUGGCUCAAACGUUUGAACUGUCAAGUCAUGGACAGAAGGAGGCAUCUCCGAUGUGGUUCGGCCCACGUAUCGGAAGGAAGAAGAGAAAUAACGGAGAAAAAGUUUAUAGGAAUGAAAAAGAACCUGCUUUAGGGCUGUUGGAUGUUCUUAGGGAUUCGCCGUUGGUUGUAGUUGCAGUCAAUGAAGCAAAUAAGCAACACAACUUCACCCCAAGAUUAGGAAGGGAAUCUGGAGAGAACUCUCCGAACUGGAUCGAGGAUAUCGAAGUUGACUCGGAUGCUAUCGUAAGACCGUCCAACCCCUUCGCCCCCAGGUUGGGGCGUACGAGUUACAACACGUUUUCGCCAAGGUUGGGUAGAGAAAGUGAGGUUAACGUCCCGCUAAAGUAACGACCCAAGUACCGCGAAAGUACCAUUGAAUAUUUUGAAUAAUUUAAGGUGAAAAAUGUAUUUUUUAAGGAUAAGAUUUUGAAUAAACCUUUGAUGAUGA
Molecule: messenger RNA, 610 nt
Organism: Anthonomus grandis grandis
Lineage: Eukaryota; Metazoa; Arthropoda; Insecta; Coleoptera; Curculionidae
Product: PBAN-type neuropeptides-like
Exons: 3
Coding region: 61-510 (149 amino acids)
Biological process (GO): pheromone biosynthetic process; neuropeptide signaling pathway
Molecular function (GO): neuropeptide hormone activity
Source: RefSeq, a predicted model, not a curated record